GAAGCCCUCUCCGCAUUUGGCUCCUCCGAACACCAGGGGCCGCUGUAGGCAUCUCUUACGGGUGGCGGCCUCUCCUUCCGUCUUUUCAUUUCCUCUCCGUUUGUUUUCUGGGAAUGUCGCCGUUUAGCCCGUGAGGGAUCGUAUCACCACGAGAAGGCGGCUGUUCUGUUUCUCCGAGCAGGGCCGCCAUGGGCCGGGAGUCCAGAUCAACAAAGCAACAGUUGUCCAAACAAAAACAGCAUUAUCGAAAGCGCUCCUCAUCACGAGGGCGCUCUGGUAGCCGUUCUAGGAGUCGUUCUCCAUCUGACAAAAGAGCAAAACGUGGAGAUGAUAGACGUUCUAGAAGUAGGGACAGAGAUCGCAGACGUGAGAGAUCACGCAGCAGAGACAAGAGGAGAUCUCGGUCACGUGACAGGAAACGUGUCAGGCGUUCAAGAAGUAGGGAGAGGGAGCGGAGUAGAGAAAGGAGACGAUCGCGGAGUAGAGAGAGGAGACGAUCCAGAAGUCGAAGCAGGGGGAGGCGAUCCCGAUCUUCUAGCCCUGGCAAGAACAAGAAAGUAGAAAACAGAUCACGAUCUAAAGAGAAAGUAGAAGGAGUGGAAGUUACAAAGGAGAAGAAAAAGGAGAAAGAAGACAAAGAAGAAGAAAAGGAGAAAGAUGUUAACAAUUUUGAUCAGAACAAACUGGAAGAGGAAAUGAGAAAACGAAAAGAGAGAGUGGAGAAAUGGAGAGAAGAACAACGCAAGAAAGCAAUGGAAAAUAUAGGAGAACUGAAAAAAGAAAUUGAAGAAAUGAAGCAAGGAAAGAAAUGGAGUUUAGAAGAUGAUGAUGAUGAUGAUGAGGAAACUGCAGAAGGGGAGAAGGAAGGUAAUGAGAUUGAAGAUGAAGAAUUGGAUCCAUUAGAUGCAUACAUGGAAGAAGUCAAAGAGGAGGUCAAGAAAUUUAAUAUGAGAAGUGUAAAAGGUGGAGGUGGAAGUGAAAAAAAAACUGGACCAACAGUUACUAAAGUAGUUACUGUGGUUAAAACCAAAAAAGCGUCUCCAGAGACAGAAAAGAAAAAAGGAGAGCUCAUGGUGAAUGACCAAGAUGCAAUGGAGUAUUCCUCUGAAGAGGAAGAAGUUGACCUUCAGACUGCAUUAACAGGCUAUCAGACCAAACAUAGGAAACUGCUGGAACCAGUUGAUCAUGGGAAGAUUGAAUAUGAGCCCUACAGGAAAAACUUCUAUGUUGAAGUUCCAGAACUAGCUAAAAUGACUCAAGAAGAGGUGAAUGCAUAUAGGCUGGAAAUGGAAGGAAUUACUGUCAAAGGUAAAGGAUGCCCUAAACCAAUCAAAACUUGGGUGCAGUGUGGCAUUUCUAUGAAAAUACUGAAUUCCCUGAAAAAGCAUGGUUAUGAAAAACCUACCCCCAUCCAAGCUCAGGCUAUACCUGCAAUUAUGAAUGGACGUGAUUUAAUCGGAAUAGCUAAAACAGGAAGUGGGAAGACUAUUGCUUUUCUGUUGCCCAUGUUCAGGCACAUUAUGGAUCAGAGGCCAUUAGAAGAAGGAGAAGGUCCAAUAGCUGUCAUCAUGACUCCUACUCGAGAGCUGGCUUUACAAAUUACAAAAGAGUGUAAGAAGUUCUCAAAGACACUUGGGCUUCGAGUUGUAUGUGUAUAUGGAGGAACAGGAAUAAGUGAACAGAUUGCUGAACUGAAAAGAGGUGCUGAAAUAAUUGUUUGCACACCUGGCCGUAUGAUUGACAUGUUAGCAGCUAAUAAUGGUCGGGUGACAAAUCUUCGUAGAGUGACAUAUGUUGUCCUUGAUGAAGCUGAUAGAAUGUUUGACAUGGGUUUUGAGCCUCAGGUAAUGCGCAUUGUAGACAAUGUAAGACCUGAUCGCCAGACUGUUAUGUUCUCUGCUACCUUCCCUAGAGCUAUGGAGGCUUUAGCUCGUCGAAUAUUAAGCAAGCCAAUUGAGGUCCAAGUUGGUGGCAGGAGCGUUGUCUGUUCUGAUGUAGAACAGAAAGUGAUUGUCAUAGAGGAAGAGAACAAAUUCUUGAAGUUGCUUGAACUCCUGGGACAUUAUCAAGAAAAAGGAGCUGUCAUCAUAUUUGUAGAUAAACAAGAACAUGCCGAUGGAUUGCUGAAAGACUUAAUGAGAGCCUCUUAUCCUUGCCUGUCACUUCAUGGAGGUAUUGAUCAGUAUGAUAGAGACAGCAUAAUCAAUGAUUUUAAAAGUGGAGUCUGCAAACUUCUUGUAGCCACAUCUGUAGCAGCCCGAGGCCUUGAUGUAAAACACCUUGUGCUUGUAGUCAACUACAGUUGUCCCAAUCAUUAUGAGGAUUACGUACACAGGGCAGGCAGAACUGGACGAGCAGGCAACAAAGGAUAUGCAUAUACUUUCAUUACUGAAGAUCAAGCACGAUACGCAGGUGAUAUAAUUAAAGCUCUGGAGUUGUCAAGUACUCCAGUUCCAGCAGAGUUGGAGAAACUUUGGAAUGAUUUCAAAGAUCAACAGAAGGCUGAGGGAAAGACAAUUAAAAAGAGCAGUGGUUUCUCUGGCAAAGGGUUCAAAUUUGAUGAAACAGAAGAGGCUUUGGCUAAUGAGCGAAAGAAAUUACAAAAAGCAGCACUUGGCUUGCAAGACUCUGAUGAUGAGGAUACAGCAGUUGAUAUUGAUGAACAGAUUGAAAGCAUGUUCAAUUCAAAGAAGAGAGUGAAGGACAUGGCAGCACCAGGCGGAACAUCUAAUGUUCCUGCCCCAACUGCUGGAAAUGCAGAAAAAUUAGAAAUUGCUAAGAGGUUGGCAUUGAGAAUCAAUGCACAAAAGAAUCUUGGAGCCGAGGCACAAGUAUUGGUCUCUUUUCAAUUUAAGGAUGUGAUGCAGCAAGCAACAAAUGCUAUCCUGAGAGGUGGUACAAUUCAAGCUCCAACUGUGUCUGCAAAAACCAUAGCUGAGCAGCUGGCUGAGAAGAUCAAUGCCAAGCUCAAUUAUGUGCCGAUAGAGAAACAAGAGGAGGAAAAACAGGAAGGGGGACAAAAUGAGUCUUUUAAGAGAUAUGAGGAAGAAUUGGAGAUCAAUGACUUCCCACAGACUGCUAGGUGGAAAGUAACAUCAAAGGAAGCCCUGCACAGAAUAAGUGAAUAUUCUGAAGCUGCCAUUACCAUCAGAGGAACAUAUUUUCCUCCAGGCAAAGAGCCCAAGGAGGGAGAACGAAAAAUUUACUUGGCUAUAGAGAGUGCAAAUGAAUUAGCUGUGCAGAAAGCAAAAGCAGAAAUCACUAGACUCAUCAAAGAAGAGCUCAUCAGAUUGCAAAAUUCAUACCAACCAACCAACAAAGGAAGAUACAAAGUUUUAUAAAUGCUUGGAGUAAAUCUAUCAGUUGCUGAUCUGUGGAUGUUUGUGGCUUCUCUUUACCUUUAUUUACCCUGCUUAUUGUAAAUUCAGUUUUUAAAAAGAAUAUUGUUAUGCUGGAUUUUUUAAAAAAAAUCAGAAUUGCUUUGUCAGGGGAUCUUUGUUUUUUGUACAGAGGAGAACGAGUUUGGUAGGGCUUGAUUCUUUAAAAUAUUGUAUGCUUCCAUCCUACUUAUAUUGAAUAAAAUCCAUUAUAAUUUUCCUAGAAAACUGUGAUACAGCCUCAGUUUGGAAAAGCUUGACAUGUGGUUGGAAGUUAUAGUACUUUUUAGUUCACAGUUUGGAGUCAUGAAACAAAUGUUUUAAAACCAUGACUGAAUUUUCCUGAUUACCUUUUCCCUGAUGCUUUCCUCAGUGUAAAAAUUCCCAAUAAGAUAAGUAAGAGCCUGUGAUCCACUAGAACAGCCCAAAUACAAGUUCUGCAAAAUGAGAGUUAGGGCUGUACUUAAUAUGGCAGGAUAUUUAUGACUGAUUGCCAGUUUGUUUAAGGACUGAGUAAGGGGAGGGGAAUUGCUCGUUUGAUCCAAGGAAGCAACAAGAAGGGUUAGUAACUCAUCGCUCUCACACAUGUCACUCUUCUCAUCUUAAUAGUGCCAUUCUAAGCAGAGUUGCACCGUUGACGUCAGUGGACUUAGAAGGUGAUAAUUUGAUAUACGAUUGCACUGUUAAUUAUUUGCCAGCUGCUACUUACUCCAGUGGGGGGGCAUGAUAAUCUGUACCUGAUUCUCCCCCCUCCCAAAUAGAAAGAAAACAGUUUUGGGGUUGGGAAUAUCGUUUUGGGGUGGGGAAAAUCUUAAUCACCAUGUUCUCAUUCACAUUAGCAAUGUCCCAUCCAGUACUUUAGCUAAUUUUAAAGUCAUGAGAUCAGUCUUUGAUCUCCAAGUAUAAUAUAUAGUUUGGCCAUUAGAGUAGCUUUCUAUAAAUGUCUAAUCUUGGGCUUUUAUCCAUAAAUUAUGAAUUUAUUAUUUAAUAGAAAAAUGCACUUUUAUAACAUGAGAAACCUUUCAUAAGAGAAGUACAUAUAGGCUUAUAGUGCAUGUAUGUUUAUAUGUGUACAUUCUUUUUUCUCUGUAGUAUUAGAAGAGAAAAGUUAGCCAUUUCCCAUGUUGGUCAUAGACUGUACUGGAAUAUAGUAGCACAUUUUUUAUAUUAUGUCCUGGGGACACUUAUUGGGGAAUCAGUUCCACCGAUUUCAGAUUGAAGCCUGUCUCUUCCUGGUUCACACUCCUGUUUCUUACAGAAACUCAAAAGGAAGCAUUAUUUUCAGAUUCUUGUAAUUUUGGUUGAAUACAAUUUGAUCAGCGAUGGUGUAUUAAAAUAAUGGCAGUUACUACUGGAGUGAAAAGUUAUUCAUUGUUAAAAACAUCUUGUGAAAAGGUGUGUUGCUGUGGGACAAAAGCUUAGUUUUAAAUCUACAAACUAUGUUACCUUAAUAAUAGGGUUUUAGACUUAACAAAUGUCAAAACAAACUCAUGGACUUUGUUUUUGGUAAAUGUAUAACAAGAUUUAACUUUAAAUACCUUGGGACUUUUCUUAUGUUACUUAUCAGGCUUCCUUACAUAUUCUUUUAAAAUUUAUUUUUUACUUUUAGACUAAUAUUAUCUUGUUAUGCAGUGGGACUGUGGCUUUUUAAAAGCACUUUCAAGGAGUCCUAAAAUUCAUUGAGUGGUGGGGUAGGAGAAAAAGGCAUGGUUUUGGGUUGAAAUGUUUUAUGCUUGUACUUGAGAAAGGCCUGAUGGAGUCAUUUCAAGGUAGACAAAAUUGAUCUCCUGCUUGUAAUUUUUAGUUUUAGAAUGAAUGCAGGGUCUUUGUAAAGAAUAACAUCACUAUAUAAAUGUUUUCUAAAUUCCUCAU
Molecule: messenger RNA, 5249 nt
Organism: Heteronotia binoei (common prickly gecko)
Lineage: Eukaryota; Metazoa; Chordata; Lepidosauria; Squamata; Gekkonidae
Gene: DDX46
Product: DEAD-box helicase 46
Exons: 24
Coding region: 189-3341 (1050 amino acids)
Molecular function (GO): nucleic acid binding; ATP binding; RNA helicase activity
Source: RefSeq, a predicted model, not a curated record